Molecule: messenger RNA, 597 nt
Organism: Fusarium odoratissimum NRRL 54006
Lineage: Eukaryota; Fungi; Ascomycota; Sordariomycetes; Hypocreales; Nectriaceae
Exons: 4
Coding region: 1-597 (198 amino acids)
Molecular function (GO): oxidoreductase activity
Source: RefSeq, a predicted model, not a curated record
AUGGAAUCGUGUUAUGGAACUAGAUCCUUCCCUCAGUUGAUCGAUCUCCCUGGUGCGUGGCAUGGGAACCGGUUCUCCCACGAGUCAGAGUACGUAUACAAUCUCAGCUCCCAGGAAGUUGAGGAAAUCGAGAACGCUCUCUGUCACUUCAAAGCCCUUGGCCUAGAUGGGGACUUGAUCUGCCGGCAGAACUUUCCACUUCCGACAGUUGGGAAAAGCCUUGAUCGUAUACGGCUAGAUGUUCAUGAGGGGAAGGGUUUCGGUUUGGUCCGAGGAAUAAAUCCCUUGGACUACGGUGUUCAAUCGUACAUCGCCAACCUUCGAGGUCGACAGGAUGAGAAGGGAAAUAUGUUGGUCCAUGUCGUGGCCGACAACUCUUCUAAUCUUUCUAGUCAGCAUCAUCGCCACUCGACAUCGGAAAUCACGUUUCAUAACGAGGAGUCUGGAGACAUUGUGAGCUGGCUGACACGGAGUGCCGCAGCCUCAGGUGGGAGAUGCAUCAUCGCUUCAGGGUAUGCGGUAUACAAUAUCUUGGAUCGACACCACCCCGCAUCUAUACACCAGCUUUCUCAGCCUAAGUGGGUUUUUGCAAAGUAA